CUUUUUUAAAAAGGAAUUGAAAGUAAAAAAUGGACAAAAUUUCCUUUUCAAAUGGUACAUUAUCUCAUUUGGAAACGUUGGAGGCUUCUGCCCACAAUGUAGCACUGAAACAAGAGAAAAUAAGGGAACAUGAGGAGAAGAUAUUGAAGAUGAAAAUGAAGAUCCAGGAGCUGAGAAACCAAAGAGAUGAGUUGAAAACCAAACUAAAUGUUUGUCAGUCACAGUCCACUCCAGGCAAAGAUGCUAUGAAAAACAGUUUGCCAGUUUCUAAGGCUACAGCGAAAAGCCAACAGGCCAUCUUAGAACGGAAGAUAGAGAAUGCCAAGGGUCUGCUAGAACUUUUUCGUCUGACAGGCCUAAGUGGAAAAUUGACAGAGCAAGGAGUCUCCUUUUGCAUCAGCACUGCCUUUGAAGGAACUUACCUAGAUUCCUAUUAUUUAGACAUCCUUAUACAGCAGCCACUCCGGAUUCAACACCAUUCAAUCCCAGUUUUCAUACCACUGGAGCAAAUAGCUCAUGAGCAUUUGCAGAAAGAUAUCAAGUGCUUCCUGUCCGUACUUUCAGAUCAUCUGAAUGCUUAUGCUAGAAGGAAAUUCCAGGUAGAUCAACUACAGGAACGUUUUGCUGUUUUUCUUGAAGGAUGCGUGAAAGGAAAUUCUUUGUAUAAUCAGUUGGAAUUUAACUACCGUGUCACAGAAGAUGGAAGUUUUCCAUUUAUAGCAAAGAUCAUAUAUGGAAAUCCCAUGAAUGCCCUCCCAACCAAGGUCACUGUUGUAUGUAAAGAUGCACCAGUGUCUGUGGACGAGAUGGCAGCAGCUCAUUUGGCUUUGUUCUAUGAGAAGCCUCUUCAAGAUGUCUUUCUUUCUAUCACAGUCUCAGCUGAAAAUCUGAAUCAACCUAUUGCAGCCGGAACAUCUUCCUAGUCUAUAUCUGGUGGCAAAAAUGUUAUCUCUGAGUUGCUGCAUUGUAAAUUCCACUAAGGUAGGAAGACAAAGAGGGAUCUCACAGUAACACAGAUUGUUCUGCCCAGAAAAUUGAUGAAGGGUUAUUUAGUUUAGUUUAAAAAUAAAGUACUUUAAAUGCUGAAAUGCUAUUAGCAACCUGAAGGAUGAUAGAGCAUGUUCCAGUAAAAAUCUGGCAGAUAAUAUCCUUUAGCUGAGUCUUUUUUCAAGUAAAUACAAGAUAGAUUGGUCAUAUUUUCAUUUUUAGUUUACAUAUUCUAGUCUCUGAAGUA
Pseudonaja textilis is the source of this 1234-nucleotide messenger RNA. It is a transcript of the gene CENPO, whose product is annotated as centromere protein O. The record is from RefSeq and is a predicted model, not a curated record. Gene Ontology annotation, cellular component: kinetochore; Mis6-Sim4 complex. NCBI's taxonomy places the organism in Eukaryota, Metazoa, Chordata, Lepidosauria, Squamata, Elapidae.